GAGGGAAACAGACCGAGAGAGAGAGAGAGAGAUCUCCAUGGCUGAGGUCUGAAAACAAAAUGGAGAAGUUUCACACACGCUGAGAGGGAGAGGAUAUAAACAGACAUGCAGAACAGACUCCACGCCAAAUGUUGAGUCUCAUCAACACUGCUGACGCUAGACUUGAACACUAAACCAAGAUGUCAUACAUCCUUGCGAUCCUCACCUUCGUUGCCACGGCGACUGCUGUUGUCUGCGGCGACGGCGGGAGCCAGCGGUACGGUCCAGAUGUCACGAGUGCGGCGGAGUUUGGAGUUGCGGAGCACAACCGCAUGAGUAACUACCCGUACGCUUACAAGGUCAUCUCCGUCCUCUCGGACACCUCCCAGAUCUAUCCCCCGGCGCGUGUGAAGUACACCAUGACAGUGAAGGUGGGAGAGACGGUCUGUAGAAACAAAGACAGAGUCAACCUGACCGACUGCAGGCUACAGGCCGCACCUAAUGCCAAGACCAUGAUCUGCCAGUUUGUGGUUCUGGCCGUGCCCAACGCAUCGUUCCCCACCAACAGCUACCUACUCUCCAACAAGUGCAACUGAUCCUGGAGCAGUAUGGGUUGACAGACUCCCCCUUCAACACCGUAGGACCCUCAUCUCAGUACCUGAUCUUGUGGCUGUCCAAACAAAAGGAUUCAUUCUUUCUCUAUCAUGUCUCUGUCAAGACAAUCUCAAUAUUUAUUUGACAUUAAUGGCCUCAGGCCAUGCAUGGCAUUUGAAUUCAAAUUGUUUUGUAGAUCCUCUAGUUUGAUUACUGUCAUAUCAGAUUAGGAUACCAGCUGGGAUACCUUUCAGUCCUGGCUAUAUGUGUCCCUUUGAAUAGAUAACUAACAUACAAAUACAGCUCAGCAGGUCUGUAUAGAUACAUGUGGACCCUUUGUGUGUGAAGUGAGCACCCCCCUUCAUCUUAUUGUCACUCUCCCUAAUCUCAUUUACCACGAACACACUGAGCACAAAGAGCUGAUUAAAGAACAUGCUCUCAUUAGAGUAGCUUACUGUCCACUGUGGCUAAUGCUAGCACUGUGGCUAUGAAUACCCCAAGCACAUUGAGCUGAGUUAAUAUCAUGCUCUCAUCAGAGUAGCCUACUGUGUAAUGCUAGCACUGUGGCUAAUGUUACUACUAUGACUGAUGUUAAUACUAUGGCUAAUGUUAGCACUGUGGCUAAUGUUAGCACUGUGGCUAAUGUUAGCACUGUGGCUAAUGUUACUACUAUGACUAAUGUUAAUACCAUGGCUAAUGUUAGCACUGUGGCUAAUGUUAGCACUGUGGCUAAUGUUACUACUAUGACUAAUGUUAGCACUGUGGCUAAUGUUAGCACUGUGGCUAAUGUUAGCACUAUGGCUAAUGUUAGUACUGUGGCUAACAUAAGUACUAAGUACUAAGUAGACUUUAAGUCUGUUUCUGAUGUUUGGAUUACAACUGUAACUCUUAUGUCUAACUCUUACUCAACUGUACUCUAAUGAGUAGAUGUCAGUAAGUACUGAAGGCACUUUGCAGAGUAGAUGUCUGUCUGUUUUCUGAGAGUUGGUUGGUAGAUUUUUAGUUACUGGUUACUGGUUUUUGUGGGUGUCUGUGUGAACACUACUUUUGUCCUGUCUGCCUCCCUUAAUAAAUGUGUUGAUGAAGGGA
Messenger RNA from Clupea harengus (Atlantic herring), 1662 nucleotides. RefSeq names its product cystatin-2. The record is from RefSeq and is a predicted model, not a curated record. Gene Ontology annotation, cellular component: cytoplasm; vesicle. Gene Ontology annotation, molecular function: cysteine-type endopeptidase inhibitor activity. Lineage: Eukaryota; Metazoa; Chordata; Actinopteri; Clupeiformes; Clupeidae.